AAUCCAUACACAUCGCUUCGAAAAUAAACCAUUCUCAGUUCAGCACGUCGAGAGUUGUAAAGUGAGGCAGCUCCAGACACACACAUCAGCCCUGGACUGACGGGCUCCAGCCCAGCGCUAUAUAAAGAGCAGCGCCGCGCUGCUGCGUCGCGGCAUUUCACUCAAGCCUUCCGACUGUGGAGCUCCUCUCGGACUCGUACUCACCGGUAUAUUACCUACCUUUUAUGACAACAUUUUAUUCAUGUUUAUUUUUAAUUAUCUGGAUAUUUAAAAACAUAUCAGGUUGUACCCAUCUGAGGUUUCUUCAUCUUGCUCAGGAGUUAUGAUUCUCAGGGGAAGCCCGUACUGGCUGGCAGUUUUACUGCUUGGGGCUUCCACACUUGCUCAAGAUGAAGAGGUCGAAGACCAGACCUUGUUCGACCUGCUGGAAGCCAGUCACAUCACACGCAAGACUGCUGGGAUUAAGCUCUUCCGGGGCCUGGAUGCAGACACCCCAGCCUACCGCUUCAUCAGUGUGGAGCACUUGCCCUCUGUGCGUGCUGCAGCCCUCCAGCGCCUCCUACGUCAAGUCCAGAACAAUGAGGGCUUCGUGCUGACGGCCACACUGCGGCAGGACCGUGGCUCACGGGGCACCCUGCUCGCCAUCGAGGGUCCAGGCGGCCGCCGGCAGCUGGAGAUCGUGUCCAACGGACGCACCAACACGCUGGACCUGGUAUACUGGGCCGACGGCUCGCAGAACGUGGUCUCCUUCGAAGACGUGGACUUGGCUGACUCUCAGUGGAAGAAUGUCACGCUGCACGUGUACGGCGAAGCGGCCACACUCUAUGUGGGCUGCAUCCUGGUCGAUGGCUUCAUCUUGGACAUGCCCUUCUAUGAACACCUCCGUGCAGAGGGCAGCAAGAUGUUUGUGGCAAAGGGCUCUGUGCGGGAAAGCCACUUCCGGGGUUUGCUUCAGAGCAUACACUUCAUCUUCGACACGCCAGUGGAAGAAAUCCUGGCCAGCAAAGGCUGUGAGAUUCCCAAGCCAGAUGAGGCCAACGUAGUGAGUGAGAGCGUUGAGCUGGACGAGGCGGAUCCCGGAAUCGCCGGCAAUGCCAUUGCCCCGAAGGAGGACGCAACCACCCCAGCUGGCACGCCGGCGGGCUCCGACCUCAUGUGCGAGCGCUCCUGUGAGGAGCUGCACAGCCUCUUCCAGGAGCUGCAGGGGCUGCGAGUCGUGGUGGGAAACCUCAUCGACGGCCUGCAGAAGGUGACAGAGGAGAACAAUCUCAUGAGGAAGACCCUGGCAAAGAUAAAGACUUCCAGUGAGCAGAUCUGCUGGCAGGACGGCCGACAGUUUGAGGACAAGGAGGAGUGGGUGGUGGACAGCUGCACCAAGUGUACCUGCCAGGAUGGGAAAGUGGUCUGCCGUCAAAUCAUGUGUCCUGCGGUGGCCUGCGCCAAUCCCACCUUCUCCGAUGGGGAGUGCUGUCCCGCGUGCCUGCCCAAUGACGGUGAUGACGGCUGGUCACCCUGGUCGGAAUGGACAGAGUGUUCGGUCACCUGCGGCUCAGGGACGCAGCAGCGUGGCCGUUCCUGCGAUGACAGCAGCAAUGCCUGUGCCGGCCCAUCUAUCCAGACACGCCGGUGCAGCCUCAGCCGCUGUGAGAGCCGUGUCCGACAGGAUGGUGGGUGGAGUUUGUGGUCACCGUGGUCCUCCUGCUCAGUGACAUGCGGCGAGGGCCAGGUCACCCGCAUCCGGCACUGCAAUGCCCCCAUGCCUCAGCGGGGGGGCAAAGACUGCCAAGGCACUGGCCGGGAAACGCAGAGCUGCCAGGCGGACCCAUGUCCCAUUGAUGGUGGGUGGGGUCCCUGGUCUCCAUGGGCAACCUGCUCAGCCACCUGUGGGGGGGGUCUGAAGAGCCGUAGUCGGGAAUGCAACAGCCCACCCCCCCAGCAUGGGGGCCGAGGUUGCAUGGGUGAACCCAGUGACAAUGAAGUCUGCAACAGGCAAGAUUGUCCCAUAGAUGGCUGUCUCUCAAACCCCUGCUUUGCCGGUGUGGAAUGCCAUACUGGUGCUGAUGGAUUCUGGGAGUGUGGUCCCUGCCCUCUGGGUUUCCGUGGCAAUGGUACCUUCUGUGAGGAUGUGAAUGAGUGUGACAUGGUUUCAGACCUGUGCUACAAGGUGAUCGGAACAGAGCGCUGCAUCAAUACAGAACCCGGGUUCCAUUGCCUGCCGUGCCCCCCCAGGUACAAGGGCACUCAGCCUUAUGGCUUGGGGGUGGAGGCCGCCAAGAACAGCAAGCAGGUCUGCAUCGCUUUGACCUACACCUGCCUACAUCCUGGUCAUAACAGCACACACCUGCCUCAGAUUAUAACCCCCUCACUGCUCCUCUUAUACUGCUUAGAGUGCUCAAAGACUGCAGCAUCCUGCCUAACAGUUCUGUCAUCUUCUUUCCUGGAGACAUGUGUGCCUCUAAAGCACUUUGGUCUCUCCAUCAAAUUUCAGGACAACUGCCCGCAUCUGCCCAACUCUGGCCAGGAGGACUUUGACAAUGAUGGACAGGGUGAUGCCUGUGAUAGUGACGAUGACAAUGAUGACAUUGUGGAUGAGAGGGACAACUGCCCACUGCACUACAACCCACACCAAUUUGAUUAUGACAAGGAUGACGUUGGUGACCAGUGUGACAACUGUCCAUAUGAACACAACCCUGCGCAAAGGGACACGGACAACAACGGGGAGGGUGAUGCUUGUUCCAUCGACAUUGACGGAGAUGAGAUUCUGAAUGAGCAGGACAACUGUCCAUACUUCUACAACACUGACCAGAAGGAUACUGACUUGGAUGGUGUGGGUGAUCAGUGCGAUAACUGCCCACUGGUCCACAAUCCAGGACAGGCAGACAAGGAUAAUGACCUUGUGGGAGACCAAUGUGACAACAACCAGGAUAUCGAUGAGGACGGCUACCAGAACAACAUGGACAACUGUCCCUACAUCCCCAAUGCCAACCAAGCUGACCAUGACAAGGAUGGCAGGGGAGACGCCUGUGACCAUGAUGAUGACAAUGAUGGGAUCCCUGACGACCGAGACAACUGCAGACUCGUGCCAAAUCCAGACCAGCUGGACUCUGACGGAGAUGGCCGAGGAGAUGCCUGCAAGGAUGACUUUGACAAUGACAGCAUCCCUGACAUCCUUGACGCCUGCCCAGAGAACGAUGCCAUCAGUGUCACCGACUUUCGCAAGUUCCAAAUGGUUCACCUUGACCCUAAGGGGACGACACAGAUUGACCCCAACUGGGUGGUGAGAAACCAGGGCAAGGAGCUAGUUCAGACAGCUAAUUCUGAUCCUGGCAUCGCUGUGGGCUUCGACGUCUUCAAUGCAGUGGACUUCAGCGGCACUUUCUACGUGAACACAGAUCGGGAUGAUGACUAUGCCGGCUUCGUUUUUGGCUACCAGUCAAGCCGGCGCUUCUACGUAGUAAUGUGGAAGCAAAUCACACAGACCUACUGGGAGGAGAAGCCCUCCAAGGCCUUUGGCAUUUCCGGCGUCUCACUCAAGGUGGUCAACUCCACCACGGGCACUGGCGAGAGCCUCCGGAACGCGCUGUGGCACACGGGCAAUACCAAGCAGCAGGUCCGCACCCUCUGGCAUGACCCCAAUAACAUUGGCUGGAAGGACUACACCGCCUAUCGCUGGCAUCUCAUACACAGACCCAAGACUGGUUUCAUUAGGGUGGUGGUUUACGAAGGAAAGCAGAUCAUGGCCGACUCUGGUCCCAUCUAUGACAGAACCUUUGCUGGGGGAAGAUUGGGCCUCUUUGUCUUCUCCCAGGAGCUGGUCUUCUUCUCAGACCUGAAAUAUGAGUGCAGAGACAACUAGAUCCUGUCAGCUGGAAAUGGGGUUUUCCAGCCCCAGUCACCAUGCUUGCAAAGUCACACAAAGGACUGAAAAUGAUCCAGACCCAGUGCUGCAGCUCUGUUCUCAGUCUGUACCAUAAAGAUGCAGCGAAGCACAGGCCACGAUAUCAUGUUGUAGUACAUGCUCAUCGUCCACCGCCACCUCAACCUAUGACUUUUUUAUAAUCCUCAGCACCUACUCCUGUUCUACCUAAAAAAAUCAGAAGCUGAUAUUUCCAGUAAUAAUCCAGGCAGGACAGAAGCCUUCAGAUCAGAAUUUCAUAAGCCUGCAGUAACUAUACCCUAAAUUCCAUUAUACAUAAUUUUUCUACAAAUAUAUGCCUGGGUGAAUUAUACAUUUUUUUACUGAACUUAUUACCAUUUUGAUGCUAUAAAACCACCAUUCUAUGAUUUUUUUCAGAUUUAAUUGCACGGUUGUCUACAAGUUGUCAUUUUUAUUUUUAAUGACUGCUAAGUGCCACAUUGCACCCAUAAACGACACGGUGACAUUCACUUAGUAACUGAGGGUUUCCUCAUUAAUGCAGCAUCACAGCAUUCCGUUUCGAUUGCACAAAUUUGAAGGUAAUUACAUAAUUUUCUGUUACUUUGAAUGAGUACUUUAAAAAACAUUUUAUGUUCUGUUUUUAGUAAAUUUCUGAUUGUUUUUUAGUCAAUCCUAAAAUUAAAAAAGUGUGCUAGCUUUUUAUAUUUUAAUUGCUUUAGAGGGACAAAAUGUUUAUAAGAUUGUAUUAUAAUUUCUUCUGUAAAUUAUUCACGUUUUGCCUCAGAUGUUUUUGUUUUAAAAUUAGACAUCAGUUGUAUAUAAUUAUUUAUUUGUUUACACUGACAAAAUUUUUAAUGAAAUGCUAAAUGUCAUUAUCCAAAUUUUCCCAAGCAUAACAAUAAGAAAGUGGUGCAGCUUGCAGACAGGUUCCUGGUUUUACAUUUGCUGAAAUGGCUUCAAACAAGUAUAUUAUCUGAAGAUGUUAUGUCCUCCUCUUUAUGGUGCCUUUACCCUAAAUCAAUGAAUUAUGGAUUUGUUAAGGUUUCACUAUAAACUUGGGUUCACUUUUUUAAAGUCAUAUUUAGAAAAAGAAAAAAAUACAAAAAAAAAUAAAAAAAAUACAACACACAUGCUUGGAUCAGAUUACGACGUGAUGAAAUCUGAUCUCCCGAGGCUUACUGACGCAGUUUUUAGCUUUCAAACACCCCCCUGCUGGCGGCUUUAUAGCAUGUUGAAGCUGAGGGGUUCGGAUCCCUAUCGGCCAGAUCGCGGUGCUCAUGUUUAUGCAGACCUCCGCUGGGCUCUCCAAAACCUGCAUUCUCCCUAACGUUUAAUAAUCACGACGGUCUGCUUUCUCUUUCUGUCAGAUUUCAGCGGAAACAAACGGCCGUAUGUAACAGGAAUGAAAUUACACUGUUUCUCAAAUAAACCUUUUUUUCCUAGA
Molecule: messenger RNA, 5321 nt
Organism: Paramormyrops kingsleyae
Lineage: Eukaryota; Metazoa; Chordata; Actinopteri; Osteoglossiformes; Mormyridae
Source: RefSeq, a predicted model, not a curated record